GCAGGAAACAUAAUCUUCUGUUUGUUAUUGCUAUUUAUACAAUCUAAAGAAAAGACUAGAAUUACAAAAACUGAAAAAGAGAGUGUCUAAAAUCACAUAAUGUGCAUAAAUCCUUAGAUUUUAUCUUUAAAAGAAGCAUCACAAACAAGUGAGCUGAUGAUGAUGGAUGGGGCAUACUGCAAUUUACUUAAAAUGAUGCUGACGGACACAACAAAAAUGACUUGUAAAAAUGCUUGUAAAACGCAUGUGUUCACAUGGUUCUUGGCAUUAUAACAGUAGCUGCUAACACACUCGACAACAGAGGGAAAUGGUGGAGCUUGCCCCUGUCAUUUUCUCAUCACAAAGUGAAAGCAUUUAUUUCCAAUUCACUUUUAUUUUGUAAACUCAAUCUACCAUUAAUGUGUAACAAAAAGUUGUAGCAUUUGUUCUUUCAACUGUAAAGUCAUAACAUUGUUCUGACACACAGAUUAGUGGGAAACUUUCCAGUUUCCCAGCUGUCCCUGGCUCAUUGUUCUGGGUCGUGGUUAUCCUGGAGUUUGGAGGUGGGGUCAGCGGAGCCCCAUUUCCUUUGACUAAGAGCUGUGCAGUUAUCUGUGUUGACUUUCCACAGCUUUCACCACAUUAUUUGAAGGAACCCAUUACUUCAUGGAUUAACAUUCUUUAGCGUUCCAUGGUUUUGGUGGAUGUAUACUGAAGAAUUCAGGGCGUGCAGGAGAAGAGAAGAUUUUUAGUGCAACAGAAAAUAGACAAAAUAUUUUAUGGAUAUGCUUUUUCGACAAACAUAGACCACAAGGAAAAGAUGAGUCUGUCACGGAACGGGACGCUGGAGAAGGCGAUGUCCGAGCAGACCCACUCUGAGCUGGGCUCCCCCUCCAGAGCGGGGUCAGGGCCCGUGGUGCCGCCUCCGUACUCUCCGGGCGGCAGCGAAGGAGCCGACACCCCCCUGGAGUUAAGGGGCUCUCUGGACUGCUGGGCCUGCUCCGUGCUGGUCACUGCACAGAAUCUGAUCAUAGCGCUGGUCAACGGCGGGCUGGCCAGCGUCAUUUUUGGCACCAUCCUCACCCCUGCCCUUGUCAUGAUCAUAUUCGGCUUCCUCUGCCACUCCACGGUGCAGCCCCAUGGAACAUCUCUGUAUUGCUCAGACAUUCUGGAUGACGGCGGCUGCGUGGCUCUGCUGGUGGUGGGCUUUCUGCUGCUCACCCCUCUGCUGGUCCUGGCACUCGCCGCCUACUGUCGCCUGGCCAGACACCUCCAGCUGGGCAUGUGUUUCAUUCCCUACAGCCGGGCCGUCUACAAGAACCUGCCCGCCACACGCCGGAGGGCUGACGCAGGAGGCUGCUGUGGCCAGCAGGGAGCUUCAGAGAGGGAGGGGAAGGGGAGCGUAUGGGUGUAAGAGAGGAGAGGAGAGGAGGAGGAGAGGAGGAGGAGGAGGAAGAGGAUUGUAUAUGGUUGUAAUAUGUAUCCCUGUUGGAUUGUUUGUAUCUUUUUAUUUUUUUAAGCCAAUUGCAACUGUAUUUCUAUUUCUACUGUAAAAAGCCAUCAUAUUUCAUCAUUUAUAGCCAUUGUUUGGAGGUCAAUAUUUUGUAACUUUUGUAUGUGAUUUCAAUGUAUUGAAUGUAUUUUAUACCUUUUUACAAUAAAGUGUCACUUGACCUGUC
Sebastes umbrosus (honeycomb rockfish) is the source of this 1658-nucleotide messenger RNA. RefSeq names its product transmembrane protein 88 a (gene tmem88a). Bases 800 to 1393 code for a protein of 197 amino acids. Gene Ontology annotation, molecular function: PDZ domain binding. Gene Ontology annotation, cellular component: plasma membrane. The transcript is spliced from 3 exons. The record is from RefSeq and is a predicted model, not a curated record. NCBI's taxonomy places the organism in Eukaryota, Metazoa, Chordata, Actinopteri, Perciformes, Sebastidae.